CCCCGCUGCUCGCCCGCCCGCCCCUAGGGCCGCGCCGCGGGCCGGGCCCCGGCAGAGCAGCGCCGGCCGCCCCGCAGCUCCCCCGCUCCGAUCCAGGCUCCGUGCGGCUGUAGGAGGAGUUUGCGGUCACCUCCCCCUCUGAGGCGCUGCGGCCAGAUUCCCCUGCUGAGGUACCACCCCAGCCGCCAAGAUGUCCAGCAAACGUGCCAAAGCCAAGACCACCAAGAAGCGGCCCCAGCGUGCCACCUCCAAUGUCUUCGCCAUGUUCGACCAGUCGCAGAUCCAGGAGUUCAAGGAAGCCUUCAACAUGAUCGACCAGAACCGCGACGGCUUCAUUGACAAGGAGGAUCUGCAUGACAUGCUGGCUUCCCUCGGGAAGAACCCCACCGACGAGUACCUGGAGGGCAUGAUGAGUGAGGCGCCGGGGCCCAUCAACUUCACCAUGUUCCUCACCAUGUUCGGGGAGAAGCUGAAUGGCACUGACCCAGAGGACGUGAUCCGCAACGCCUUCGCCUGCUUCGACGAGGAGGCGUCAGGCUUCAUUCAUGAGGACCAUCUGCGUGAGCUGCUGACCACCAUGGGAGACAGGUUCACUGACGAGGAGGUGGAUGAGAUGUACCGGGAAGCGCCCAUCGACAAGAAGGGCAACUUCAACUACGUGGAGUUCACCCGCAUCCUGAAGCACGGGGCCAAGGACAAGGACGAUUAGAGCCCAGGGCCAUUCAUCCCCUCUGCCUCCUCCUGAGCACACCCCUCACCCCUCGGCCCCCCUUGCUGCCCCACAGCAGUCUCCCCCCAUGGAAAACACCUCCCAGGACCAGCACCCUGCAUCAAGUCACGCUUGGAGGGGAAGUGCUCCCAUCACUGUGCCCAUCCAUCAGCCCCAGGCCUCCCCUCCCAUCACCUCUUCCACCCACAGGCUCGCCUCACUGGAAACCCCAGCCAGGCUGGGGACCCCCCCCCCCAAGCAGCCAUUGACACCCUCGAAGCCACCAUGCAGCUGGUCCCCGGGGCCGGGGUGGCCAUCCCAGGCGAGUCGGGGAUGCUGGCCAGAGAUUUUGGCUGGCUCAAGCCUGAGUGAUCCCCGUCUCGGGGCUGUAGCACAGAGAGAAUGCAUCUCCCCUCUCCUCCCGUGCUCCCUUCCUUCAUGAAAGAAAAUCACUUUGUUUCCUCCUCCCUGGCUGUUUUAUGGCUUUAGAGCCUGUGAUCUGAGGGAUUUGGGAAGCCGAAGCAGGAUAUAAAACCUGAUGGGUGUGA
Tyto alba (common barn owl) is the source of this 1257-nucleotide messenger RNA. RefSeq names its product myosin light chain 9 (gene MYL9). The transcript is spliced from 5 exons. Gene Ontology annotation, cellular component: myofibril; cytoplasm; stress fiber. The coding region runs from base 191 to 709 and encodes 172 amino acids. Gene Ontology annotation, biological process: myofibril assembly; platelet aggregation. Gene Ontology annotation, molecular function: calcium ion binding. The record is from RefSeq and is a predicted model, not a curated record. Lineage: Eukaryota; Metazoa; Chordata; Aves; Strigiformes; Tytonidae.